Messenger RNA from Mandrillus leucophaeus (drill), 738 nucleotides. RefSeq lists its product as uncharacterized. Lineage: Eukaryota; Metazoa; Chordata; Mammalia; Primates; Cercopithecidae. The transcript is spliced from 2 exons. Bases 88 to 738 code for a protein of 216 amino acids. The record is from RefSeq and is a predicted model, not a curated record.
UCCUGAGCCAGCUGCUGCGGCGGCGGCUGGGGCUGGGGCGGCUGUGGCGGCGCCUGGCAGGCUCCGCCAGCCCCCUGGGAGCGGGGGAUGGGCUCCGGGCGCGGAGAAACUCCCUCAACAUCCAUCUCCAUCUUCCCAUUCACUGGAGGGCAAGACAAAAGCGGAGUGGAGACUUGGCAGCGGCGACCGGCAGCUCCUCAGCUGCCCGUGGCACGCAUGGCUCGCCGAGGAGGGGCCGCCUCCCGCGCGCCCUCCCUCCUGCCACCCUUCACCCGCGCUCCCCGCAGCUCCGCUCGCCUGCUCGGCUCCGGCCCUGGCGGCGUCUGGGCCGGGGAGCGCGAGGAGCGGGUGGCCGCGUGUCCUUGGAGCGCUGGCCUUCAGGCGCCCCCGGCAGUCCCGCUAAGCAGAGCGCAUCCCGGCGGCGGCGGCGGCGCCUCCCGGCCGCGCUCCCAGCCUCAGGGCCGCUUGGGGACUUGCUCUCCAGCCCGGCCCACGCUCCGGGCCGCUUUCCGGCGUCUCUUGGGGCCCCUCGGCGUUUCCCCUCCCUACCAACCUUCUGAACAAAGUUGCUGGAAGAACAAACCUGGUCGCCAGGAUUUGCCCGGCGAAACUGGCAAGAAUAGGGACUCAGAGGGUCGAUGGGGUAGGAGGAAGGAGAAGCGAGAAGUCGCUGCCAGGCAUUUACUGCAAUGUGCCCGGGGCGGGCGCCAGCUGGGCGCCGUCUCUUUUUGGUGGUGA